CUAAAAUUGGGAACAGAGAAAGUUGUGACGUCUAAAUUGAAUCUUCUCUAAUACGUAUUCUUUACAUUAAAAUCAGACAAUUUUCGAUGUCCGGCUGCAUGAGAGCGACUAAAUAAUAAACAACUUUAACAAAAGACAAACUGCAAAGCAACUAUGUUAUUGGUAGCUAUCUAGUGCAUGCUCUCAAAAACACAAAAUCAUCCAUCCAUGGCUUCCAACAUGGAAGUACUAGUCUUCUUCCUCCUAACCCUUUUAAUCCUCUUCCUCAAUUCUUCAACUUCUUAUGCACAAGACCCUAAUUUUCUCCAUCAAGUUUGUUCAAAAAGCAGCUUCACAUCAAACAGCACCUACCAAACAAACCUCAAAACUCUCUUAUCUUCCUUAUCUUCCACAGCAACCAAUCAAAACACCCUAUUCUUCAACAACACCAUAGCCGGAAAAAAUAAUUCAGAAACAGUUUAUGGACUAUUCAUGUGCAGAGGUGACAUCCCUUCAAACCUAUGCGCAUCAUGCGUUGGAAACGCAACACAAAGACUUUCCACAAACAAAGAAUGCUCUGUUUCAGUUACAGCAGUUAUGUGGUACAAUGAAUGCAUGGUUAGGUAUUCCGACAACUCAUUCUUUUCGACAGUGGCGGAAGGACCUGGCUAUGUUCUCGCAAGUCCCACCAAUAUGACAAACCAAGAAAGUUUCAAUCGAUUGUUGUAUGAUACGUUGAACAAAACUGCAGAUGAAGCUGCUGCUAAUUCUUUGAAGAAAUUUGCUACAAGGGAAGGGAAAAUAUCUAUAUUUCAGAACCUUUAUUGUUUAGCUCAGUGUACACCUGAUAUUGAUGAAAGAGAGUGCAGAAGUUGUCUUUAUAGUUUGAUAAAUUCUGAUCUUCCAAGGUGUUGUGCAGGAACGCAAGGUGGAAGAGUUUUAUAUCCUAAUUGUGUUAUCAGGUUUGAAAUUUACCCUUUUUAUCGUUCUCUUACUGCCCCAACGCCAGCUCCUGCAGGACUAGUUCCAUCACCAAAUUCGGCAGGAAGUAAAAACGGAAGAUCACGAACAGCUAUCGUUGUUGUUAUAUCCACGGUGGUUUCAAUAAUAGUCUUUGCUAUUUGCUUCCAUUAUAUGAGGAGAAAAGCAAGAAAAAGCAAUUCGAAUAUUCUCCUCCAAGAAAACUUUGGUCGUGAGAUUACCACUUUAGAGGGGUUGCAAUUCGAUUUAGCUACUAUUGCUACAGCAACAAACAAUUUCUCACCCGAGAACAAGAUUGGAAAAGGUGGAUUUGGAGAAGUUUACAAGGGCACUCUUGGUGAUGGGCGAGAUAUAGCUGUGAAGAGGCUUUCAACAAGUUCCACACAAGGUUCAAUUGAGUUCAAGAAUGAGAUUUUAUUGAUAGCCAAGCUACAACAUAGAAACCUUGUGGCCUUGAUAGGUUUUUGUCUAGAAGAGCAAGAGAAGAUUCUCAUUUACGAAUAUGUCCCGAACGGAAGUCUUGAUUAUUUUCUAUUCGGGGGUCAACAACAAAAGUUAAGCUGGUCUGAGCGCUACAAAAUUAUAGAAGGAACUGCUUUAGGAGUUCUAUAUUUACAUGAGUAUUCUCGAUUUAAAGUUAUACACCGUGAUCUCAAACCUAGUAAUAUUUUAUUAGAUGAACAUAUGAACCCUAAAAUCUCAGAUUUUGGUAUGGCUAGAAUUGUUAACAUUGACCAAGAUCGUGGUAACACUAGCAGAAUUGUGGGAACAUAUGGUUAUAUGUCUCCGGAAUAUGCAAUGCUCGGAAAAUUCUCUGAAAAAUCAGAUGUAUUUAGUUUUGGAGUAAUGGUUAUAGAGAUAAUCACCGGAAAAAAGAAUGCAAACUCUUACGAAUCAAAUGCUAAAGGCCUUUUGAGCUAUGUUUGGAGACAAUGGAAUGAUGAAACAUUGUUGACUGCAGUUGACCCAAGUAUUAAAGAAAAAUAUUCUCAAAUUGAAGUUAUAAAAUGCAUUCAAAUUGGGUUAUUAUGUGUUCAAGAAAAUCCAAAUGCUAGACCUACAAUGGCAACAGUUGUUUCAUAUCUUACUAGGCACUCAAUUGAACUGCCAUUUCCACAAGAACCAUCAUUUGUGUUGCAUGGUGGUGGAAUGGAUAAAAAUAUUGUUAGGCAUCAGCAGGAGUCAAGCUCAGGUCUAUCUGCUAGUAGUUCUAAUCCAUUUUCAGUUAAUGACAUGUCAAUCAGUACAUUUUACCCUCGUUAAUUUUCUGUUUGAUAUAAAAUUAUGCACAUGUUUUUAAUUUAUAAUGUAUAAUAAAGAUUGUUA
Messenger RNA from Trifolium pratense (red clover), 2286 nucleotides. Its product is annotated as putative receptor-like protein kinase At4g00960. The transcript has 7 exons. The record is from RefSeq and is a predicted model, not a curated record. NCBI's taxonomy places the organism in Eukaryota, Viridiplantae, Streptophyta, Magnoliopsida, Fabales, Fabaceae. Bases 178 to 2223 code for a protein of 681 amino acids. Gene Ontology annotation, molecular function: ATP binding; protein kinase activity. Gene Ontology annotation, biological process: protein phosphorylation.